Fusarium poae is the source of this 3480-nucleotide messenger RNA. RefSeq lists its product as uncharacterized. The record is from RefSeq and is a predicted model, not a curated record. Gene Ontology annotation, molecular function: ATP hydrolysis activity; P-type calcium transporter activity; ATP binding. The transcript has 5 exons. Bases 1 to 3480 code for a protein of 1159 amino acids. NCBI's taxonomy places the organism in Eukaryota, Fungi, Ascomycota, Sordariomycetes, Hypocreales, Nectriaceae. Gene Ontology annotation, cellular component: membrane; intracellular membrane-bounded organelle. Gene Ontology annotation, biological process: calcium ion transmembrane transport; intracellular calcium ion homeostasis.
AUGGCUGACCUCGAUCCAUCAACAGAAGCCAAGACGGGGGCGAACCUAUUAGACACUUCGGAUGCAUUAACUCCAGAUCCAGGCACCGAAGACAUGUUUAGAACUGAACAGAACAAAUUCGCUUUUAGUCCAGGACAACUUUCCAAACUAUUUAACCCCAAGAGCCUCAACGCGUUUUAUGCCCUUGGGGGGCUCAACGGUAUAGAAAAGGGGCUGCGGACUGAUCGCAGUGCAGGUCUUGGCAUCGAUGAGUCGACAUUAGACGGCAAGGUUAACUUUCACGAUGUCGCGCCCAAGGGAACACCGAUACAUGGCACCGCUGGCGAUUCUAUACCCGAGAGCAAUGCUGAAGCGGCGGUAAACAUACCCCCUCCAGACGACCCGAAUCCUGCCGGCCCCUUUUGCGAUCGGAAGAAGAUAUUCAGAGACAACGUACUUCCCGAGAAAAAGUCCAAAUCCUUACUCGAAAUUGCCUGGACCACCUACAACGACAAGGUUCUCAUUCUCCUAACCAUUGCUGCUGUGGUGUCGCUAGCCCUUGGCUUGUACCAAACCUUUGGUGGUGAUCAUAAAUCAGGGGAGCCAAAGGUUGAGUGGGUCGAAGGCGUGGCGAUUAUUGUCGCCAUCGUCAUUGUUGUGCUUGUCGGUACAAUCAACGACUGGCAUAUGCAACGGCAGUUCACCCGCCUUACAAAGAAAAACAACGACCGUAUGAUCAGCGUGAUUCGCUCCGGAAAAUCCCAGGAAAUUCCAAUCAAUGAUAUAAUGGUUGGCGACGUUAUGCAUCUAGUUACUGGAGACAUCGUGCCCGUAGAUGGUAUCUUUAUCCAAGGCAACGCUGUCAAGUGCGACGAGUCCUCAGCUACUGGAGAAUCCGAUCUCUUACGAAAAACUCCAGCUGCUGACGUUUUUGACGCGAUGCAAAAGCCAAACACCAGUGAUGUUGAGAAGCUUGACCCUUUUAUAAUCUCGGGAAGCAAGGUCAACGAGGGCAACGGAACCUUUCUCGUUACUGCCGUGGGUGUCAAUUCUAGCUACGGUCGCAUUUCAAUGGCCCUUCGAACCGAGCAGGAGGAUACACCACUCCAGAGAAAACUAAAUAUCCUGGCAGAUUGGAUUGCAAAGGUCGGUGCUGGUGCAGCUCUACUGCUCUUCAUUGUGCUUUUCAUCAAGUUCUGCGCCAAGCUCCGAAACAACCGUGGCUCUCCUUCUGAAAAGGGUCAGGAUUUUAUGAAGAUUUUCAUCGUCUCCGUCACUGUAGUUGUUGUGGCAGUCCCCGAAGGAUUGCCCUUGGCAGUGACACUUGCACUGAGCUUUGCGACGGUCAAAAUGCUUCGUGAUAACAAUCUUGUGCGAAUUCUCAAAGCUUGCGAAACAAUGGGAAAUGCCACAACUGUUUGUUCCGACAAGACUGGUACACUGACCCAGAACAGGAUGACUGUCGUUGCCGUCACUCUUGGAAAAAUUACGAGCUUCGGUGGUACUGAUGCGCCUAUGGACAAGUCGAUAAAAGUCGACAGGGAGCCAAUCACCGUACCCAAUGUUUCAGAACCUGAAUUUACGAAUGGACUAAGUCAGGAAGUCAAAGACCUCCUCAUUCAUUCCAACGUCCUAAACUCAACUGCAUUUGAAGGUGAACAAGAUGGACAAAAGACAUUCAUCGGAUCCAAGACUGAGGUUGCUUUACUGACCCACUGCCGAGACCGUCUCGGAUCGGUUCCUGUUGAAGAGGUUCGAUCGACUGCGGACGUUGUACAAACCGUCCCUUUUGACAGCAAAUACAAGUAUAGUGCUGUCGUUGUAAAGCUGACAGAUGGAAGAUACCGAGCAUUUGUGAAGGGUGCUUCGGAGAUCCUCCUGAGCAAAUGUACCAAAGUCCUCGAAAACACACCUCAGGGGGACCUCAUAUCGACCCCCCUGACAGAUACCGAGCGAGACAUGUACAACUUGAUUAUCAGUUCAUACGCAGCACAAACCCUCCGAACCAUUGGUUCUUCGUAUCGAGAUUUUGAAGCGUGGCCACCUGAAGAGUCCGCUUCCCCAGAGAACCCACGAUACGCAGACUUCAAUGCCGUACAUCGAGACAUGACAUUGAUCAGUAUUUACGGUAUCAAAGAUCCGUUGAGACCGACCGUCAUCAGUGCCCUCGAAGACUGCCGUCGAGCCGGCGUAUUGGUGAGGAUGGUUACAGGUGAUAACAUUCAGACAGCCUGUGCUAUUGCUUCUGAAUGCGGCAUCUUUAGGCCUGACGAAGGCGGUAUUGCAAUGGAGGGCCCAGACUUCCGAAGACUUCCGCCUAGAGAGCUCAAAGAUAAAGUGAGGCAUCUUCAGGUUCUUGCCCGUUCCAGUCCUGAGGAUAAACGCAUUCUGGUCCGUACCCUUAAAGAGCUUGGGGAGACGGUUGCUGUGACUGGUGAUGGAACGAACGAUGCUCCCGCUUUGAAGAUGGCUGAUAUCGGAUUUUCCAUGGGUAUUGCUGGGACUGAAGUAGCCAAGGAAGCAUCAUCAAUUAUUCUUCUUGAUGAUAAUUUCGCUUCUAUCGUAAAGGGCUUGAUGUGGGGUCGUGCUGUCAACGAUUCCGUCAAGAAGUUCCUCCAGGCAGCUGUGGUAUUAACAUUUGUAUCAGCUGUCGCAAGCAGCACACAGGAGUCUGUCCUCAAUGCCGUUCAGCUUCUUUGGGUCAAUCUGAUCAUGGAUACCUUCGCAGCACUUGCACUUGCGACAGAUCCUCCUACUCGUAGUGUACUUGACCGAAAGCCGGAUCGAAAGUCUGCACCUCUCAUCACAUUGAGAAUGGCCAAGAUGAUUAUAGGCCAAGCUAUUUGUCAACUUGCCAUCACGUUUGUGCUGAACUUUGGUGGCAAGAAACUUCUGGGCUGGUACGAUAACUCUGAAAAGGAUGCUAAAGAGCUAAAGACACUUGUAUUCAACACAUUUGUUUGGCUGCAAAUAUUCAACGAAAUCAACAAUCGUCGUCUUGAUAACAAGCUCAAUAUCUUCGAGGGUCUUCAUCGCAAUAUGUUUUUCAUCGUCAUUAAUCUCAUCAUGAUCGGAGGCCAAGUCCUUAUUAUAUUUGUUGGAAGUGAUGCCUUUGAGAUUGUUCGCUUGAGCGGGAAAGAAUGGGGAUUGUCGAUCGGCCUAGGAGCAAUAUCUAUUCCUUGGGGUGCAGCCAUCAGGCUCUGCCCUGAUGAGUGGAUUGCUGCUUGCCUCCCAGGUUUCCUCCACACAAAAUGGAUCUCCCCCCCAGAGGCAGAUCUUGCUGCUGAAAAGCCACUGGAUUCAGACGAUGAGUUUGUGCGACCACCACUACGUGUCAUGAGUUCUCUUCGAGGGCCGCGUGUACAACAGCACAUCGGAUUCAGGGAAAGAAUGCAUAGAUAUAAGGAGAAUACCAAGGAAAAGGCGCAGGGGGAGACAAACGCCCAACCAGCCAAGUCAGGGGCAGUUGUUGGUCAUGUUGCUGAAGGGGGUAACUCCUAG